Messenger RNA from Babjeviella inositovora NRRL Y-12698, 524 nucleotides. RefSeq lists its product as uncharacterized. Lineage: Eukaryota; Fungi; Ascomycota; Pichiomycetes; Serinales. The record is from RefSeq and is a predicted model, not a curated record. Bases 47 to 301 code for a protein of 84 amino acids. The transcript has a single exon.
AGAAAGCUGAUAUCCCGAAAGAGUAAAUUUGGGGCAAUAGGCUCUAAUGCUCAAGGUACCUGGUGUAACCCUCACAUUACAACUAGGCCGAAAAGGUUACGGGAUACGUGCCAUUCCUUCCAGUCACUUGAGAUACAGGUGUAAAGACAUCAGAUUAUGCUCAUUUGGCGAUGUCUGUGGAUGUCAAAUAAAAUAUCUAUUGUGGUCUGGCCAAAACGCGAGCGGGAACCAAAACUCCAUUUGCGAUAUGAUCACGAAGGAAGGUUGGAGCUCUCUGGGAAUAUGGUUUCCUUUACUUUAAAGUCAUUAAUGGAACUCCAGCGAGUGUAUAAGUCUCAAUUUGCACGCCAUAAAAGGGCAAAUUAACCGUUAUAAUCACCAAUUCAAUCCCAAAAUAUCAUGGAUCAGCCCAGCACAUUUUUGUCAAAGCCCAGAUCGUACCCCAGGUUCAUAUCUUAUCGCCGAAAGUCGUGUGCGACAGUCCUUAUCGCUGUCGGCUGCCCGUUAGAGGAUAGCGAAUUUUA